Molecule: messenger RNA, 390 nt
Organism: Drosophila sechellia
Lineage: Eukaryota; Metazoa; Arthropoda; Insecta; Diptera; Drosophilidae
Biological process (GO): proteolysis
Molecular function (GO): serine-type endopeptidase activity
Source: RefSeq, a predicted model, not a curated record
GGGUACUUUUUGCUUAUGCUGCAAAUAAUUAUUGUGCCUUAUUCAAAUGGUGCAGGAUGUCAAUUCGAAUGCGUGAAUCAGAAUAAGUGUCACGGGAUCAGAAAAAAAAAUAUGGUAGGUCUUGGACGAUGUGGCAUCAAUAAAGUUUGCUUCCCCAAGGGGGAAACGUAUCUGCCACACGAUACUUGUGGACAAUCAAGAAUAAAACCUACGAUGUGCAAAAUACCGGCGCUGAAUGAGUUUCCCUGGAUGGCCAUGCUGUUAUAUGGAAAUAAAAACAAUUUGUCCGAGAAGCUGGUACCAAGAUGUGGUGGAUCACUAAUAAACAUGACCGCAGCGCACUGCAUGAAGUAUCCAUUUUUGGAAGAUGAAUUUGCUCUCAAGACAUAG